GACCCAGAAACGCGCUGUGUCUUUUGCCUAGUUUUAGCGGAGGUAAUCCACUGGGCAGUUAGUUUAUUGGCAGUUUUGAUUUUAUGUGAUUUGUUUUCUUUGUGUUAUUUGUCUACAGUUACGUUCCAGUAUGGGGAAGGCGGAAUUUUUAACUCCAAAAGCAAUCGCGAAUAGGAUAAAAGCGAAAGGUCUUCAAAAGCUUCGCUGGUAUUGUCAGAUGUGUCAGAAGCAGUGUAGAGAUGAGAAUGGCUUUAAGUGUCACUGCAUGUCCGAGUCACACCAGAGACAGCUUUUGCUCGCCUCGGAGAAUCCCCGCCAGUUUAUGGACUAUUUCUCACAGGAGUUCAAGAACGACUUUUUGGAGCUUCUUAGAAGGCGCUUUGGAACAAAGCGAGUCCACAACAACAUUGUGUAUAACGAGUACAUCAGUAACAGGGAGCACGUCCACAUGAACGCCACACAGUGGGAGACGCUUACAGACUUCACCAAGUGGGUCGGUAGAGAAGGCUACUGUAAAGUGGAUGAGACACCAAAAGGCUGGUACAUGCAGUACAUUGACCGUGACCCAGAGACAAUUCGACGCCAGGAAGAACUGGAGAAGAAGAAGAAGCAGGACCUGGAUGAUGAAGAGAGGAGUGCCAAGUUCAUAGAGGAUCAAGUGCGGCGUGGUAGGGAGGGUAGAGAGGAGGAGACUCCAGUCUUCACAGAACUGAAACGGGAAAGCGAGGAAGAGAAGGUGGUGUUUAAUCUGGCCAAGGGGGCAUGUUCAUCUGCGGCUGGUCCUUCAAAGUCAAGUUCUUCCCUGGCUCCCAAUGCCCUCCAAGCUGCUGUUUCAGCAAAGCGCAAGGAGUCUGGUCACUCCUCCGAGUCCAAGGGGAAGAAGAAGAAGUCAGCCCUGGAUGAAAUCAUUGAGAUGGAGGAACAGAAGAAGAAGAAAUCUACAAGAACAGACCACUGGUUGCAACCUAACAUUGUGGUGAAGGUCAUCACCAAGCGACUUGGGGAGAAGUAUCACAAGAAGAAAGGAAUUAUUCAGGAAGUUCUGGAUAAGUACACAGCUAUGGUGAAGUUGAUAGACUCUGGGGACAAACUGAAACUGGACCAGAGCCACCUGGAGACGGUCAUUCCUGCCCCAGGGAAACACGUCCUGGUGUUAAACGGGACCUACAGGGAAACCACUGCAAUACUUGACAGCAUCAAUGAGAAGAGCUUCUCCGCUAAGCUCAUUCUGGACUCGGGUCACCUGAAAGGAAAGACAGUGGAUGGAAUUGCAUAUGAAGACUUCUCCAAACUGGCCUGAAUUGGAUUAUAGUCUGAUAGACUUCAUGGCUGUUGUAUGAGCUCUACCAUGUCAGAGUUGUUAAUUUCAUUUAUUCUCUUUUAAUGUGGGAUUCUUGUAAAUAUGCUUAUUCUGUAGCAGAUAUUUUCAGCUAUAGUUUCAAUGUGAGAAUGUUUUUUUUUUCCCAUUUUAUUGUAAGUAAUCCACUGUUCACAGACUUAUGAUUUGAUCGUCAUCAUCAAAUUUUGUCUUUAACUUGAUAUUGAUAGUAUUAUUUUGGGAUAUUAAACAUUGCAUACUUGUUAUUGCCA
Paramormyrops kingsleyae is the source of this 1590-nucleotide messenger RNA. It is a transcript of the gene kin, whose product is annotated as Kin17 DNA and RNA binding protein. NCBI's taxonomy places the organism in Eukaryota, Metazoa, Chordata, Actinopteri, Osteoglossiformes, Mormyridae. The record is from RefSeq and is a predicted model, not a curated record. Gene Ontology annotation, cellular component: nucleus. Gene Ontology annotation, biological process: DNA damage response; DNA replication. Gene Ontology annotation, molecular function: double-stranded DNA binding.